ACGGAAUCUAACUACCACACCAGCCAUCUCACGAGAGAGGAGAACCCCGGGGCGCGCUGCGGCGCGGCGGAGUGGGCAGGGGAAGGGGAAUGUGGUGGGAGUGCGAGGACGACGGCGAGGAGGCGGCGCGGCAGCGGGAGGAGGUCCCCGUCGACUUCGACUUCGUCUCCCUCCUCCGCAAGCCCAAGGAUUACUACAAGAUACUGGAAGUGGAGUAUGAUGCGUCGGAGGAGGCGAUCAGGUCGAGUUAUAUUCGCCUCGCACUGAAGUGGCACCCUGACAAGAAGUUGGGCGAAGAAAAUGCAACCUCCAGAUUUCAGGAGAUUAACGAAGCAUACCAAGUUCUCAGUAAUCCAGCAAAAAGGCAGGAGUAUGACAAGAUAGGUAUUCUUUAUGUUCAAGAUCAGAAUGUAGUGGAUUAUCUGAACCGGCACAAAGGUUUAAUCCUUACAUGCAAUGGCCUUGGCAUAAGGCAUUCAGUAUGGUGAGCUUAAUCAGGGGUAUAUGUUGUCUUGGAUGAUGUGUGUCAUUGUAAAAUCCCAUGUAAUCUGCAAAAUGUAGCACAAUCAUGCGCUACUGCCACUUUUGGGAAGUUUCGAUGACGCUUAGAGUUCAUCCUGGUAUCCUACACGGCUACAACAAAGAUGAUUCUUAUUUGGUGAUCAACUGUUGUAGAUUGCACGAAGCAGAGAUGCUCUAUGUUGCAUGUCGCCCCUCCGUGUAACAUACUGUAAAAUAUGAAAUGCCUAUGCCACCAUCUGUAUUUCAGAAUAUCUUGCCAGUUACUGAUGUUACUGGCCGUAGCUGAAUGGUAGCGAGGAAUAUUUGGUUA
Molecule: messenger RNA, 832 nt
Organism: Oryza brachyantha (malo sina)
Lineage: Eukaryota; Viridiplantae; Streptophyta; Magnoliopsida; Poales; Poaceae
Product: chaperone protein DnaJ-like
Exons: 5
Coding region: 90-488 (132 amino acids)
Cellular component (GO): nucleus; cytoplasm
Source: RefSeq, a predicted model, not a curated record